Molecule: messenger RNA, 398 nt
Organism: Staurois parvus
Lineage: Eukaryota; Metazoa; Chordata; Amphibia; Anura; Ranidae
Source: the annotation of a GenBank genome assembly
UGCUGGGUCCACAGUGUGACAUGGGUCCCUGUACCGCCUCCCAUUGCUCCCACUCUGCCAUGUGCCACUUUCAGGUCUCCUCACACUCCUGCUGGUUUCCAUUUUGUCAUAGGUUGCUGGCAGAUUACAGGCCUCCCAUAGGUGCUGCCAGGCCCCAAAUCUGCCAUGGGCCCCCGUACCACCUCGUCACGCUGCUGCUGGGUCCACAGUGUGACAUGGGUCCCUGUACCGCCUCCCAUUGCUCCCACUCUGCCAUGUGCCACUUUCAGGUCUCCUCACACUCCUGCUGGUUUCCAUUUUGUCAUAGGUUGCUGUAUGGCCUCACAUUGCUGCUGCCUCCACCGCCACACUGUGGCUCCAAACACUGGUUUUGGCCCCGUGACUGGCCAAAUGAGUGA